AUGGACAAAUCAAUAAAGCGCUUCUGCCAAGUCGAUCCGAUGGAGUUCUUCGCUUAUCCACCCAAAGAAGCACCUCUUCCGCCGCCAACACUGGAGCUGCACGUCUAUCCACCAUUUGCCGAAUUUAUCGAAUUUGGUGGCGCAUCAAAACAUGUUUUGACUAAUGCCGGCUCCUCGCGAAUGGUGUUCAAAGUGAAAUGUAGCAAUAAUUCUUUAUUUAAGGUUUCACCGGUGUACGCUUUUCUCGAUCCUGGCGCUUCUAUGGAUUUACAGAUUCUACGACAAGAAGGUCCCACCCGUAACGACAAACUAAUUAUCAUGUAUAAAGAAGCGAAGAGGUCUGAAAAGGAUCCGAAGAAAUCGUUCGAAAACGAAGGAGUCACUGCUAAAAAAGUGAUUCCAUUGAUCACGCGUGAUGUCGAGGAAGGUUAG
Necator americanus (New World hookworm) is the source of this 432-nucleotide messenger RNA. RefSeq lists its product as uncharacterized. The record is from RefSeq and is a predicted model, not a curated record. Bases 1 to 432 code for a protein of 143 amino acids. NCBI's taxonomy places the organism in Eukaryota, Metazoa, Nematoda, Chromadorea, Rhabditida, Ancylostomatidae. The transcript is spliced from 6 exons.